UUGAUGCAUCGAUGAAACAUUUCCUCGCGCCAGUGACAAACCCCGACAUCGUGAUAUUGCCCACGUCCGGAUGUGUUUGAUCCCCCCUGCUUGUCUCGGCGGCAGGCACCAUGCACUGCAUGGCGUUGGUAAUCGGGACUGUUCAAUUUCCGUGUGAGAUGGGACGUCAUGUAACUGCGGGCUGAGUGCAGCCCAACAAAUGUAGCGAGCGCCAACUGCGGCCCGGCGACUAGACCGCAUCCCUCCGCAAUCCACCUCGUCAGUAGUUGAAAUCGAUCGGACUCAUAAAAAGGCAUGUCCAAGGCCUACGUCCAGCACACAUCUCAUCUGCAUGUCUCGCCUCACUCUUCUCUUGACGUUCGCUGCGUGCUUCGCAUCGGUUUUUGCGGCGGAGGUCAUUCAACGGGACACCAAUACCGAUACUCCGAUCGGUGGAUAUGCACCAAAAAGAUUCCUCUCGAUGAUGGGAGUCAUCGCCUACGGGCAAUCCGCGAUAGCACUGUGGAUACAGUUCUUCUGGAACAAACCAAAACACCCGUUUAUGCUCACUCUGAAUUUCGGAAUGACGGCAAUGACAGUCGGUUUCGUCCUUCGGUGGCUGUUCGCGAAUCCGCCUUACACUCUGGGAAAAUACAUCGCAUGGGAUAUGUUCAUCCUACUCUCGCCAUGUCUUUUUUUGGCGAUCGACUACAUGUUACUCUCUCGUCUGGUAGACACAUUCGACACGGACGUCGUGGAUCGGUGCCUCGUCAUCAACCCUAACCGGCUCGUGAAGAUCUUCGUAUGGAGCGACGCUCUAACAUUCUUCCUGCAAAUUUCGGGCGGUGGUCUGACUGCAUCUCACAACACUAGCUCAGCCAAUCUUGGCACCAAGAUCGCUUUGAUUGGGCUCAUUCUCCAGGCGGUUUCGUUCCUACUCUUCACCUUCUUGAUGCUCACCUUUGCCUUUCGAGUAGCAAAUCACUUCCCUCAUAUCUGGCGCCCAGAAACCCCUGCGCCAUUCAAGAUCUUGUCGACCGCGCCAAUCGAGGACUGGCGCAUCCUGAUCUACAUCAUGAGCAUCACUUGCGUGGGCAUUAUGACGCGGUCUGUCUUUCGUAUCGCCGAAUUUGCCGGAGGUUACAACGGCCGCAUCGCCACACACGAAGUCUACUUCUAUCUCUUUGACGCGCUUCCCCUCAUGAUGACCAUGUCGCUGUACUGUGUGGUGUGGCCGACACGCUUCCUGCAACCCCCAGAGGGAAAAUUCACCCACCAUCGCGGGUCCAGCCAGGAGCAGCUCAAACUGAAUACAUUCCAGCAGGUUCCAGUGUAAAAUCAUCCUCAUCCCGCCUGUAGAACUGGACUUGCCGUAUUCAUGGUUGUGAUUUUGUUGUACUACAUACAUACGCUGCGCCUGUGUCACUCUUCAGGUUCAAUUCGCCUGACAAGUUCAAUGUACAGACACACAGCAGUCCAAUCCAACACCUAAUUAUUCAAGUAGAGUAACAUAUUCAAUGACAUCGUGUACUUGUUUCUGCAAUAUAGACAUCCAAAAGCG
Mycena citricolor is the source of this 1540-nucleotide messenger RNA. Lineage: Eukaryota; Fungi; Basidiomycota; Agaricomycetes; Agaricales; Mycenaceae. The record is from the annotation of a GenBank genome assembly.